Messenger RNA from Anolis sagrei ordinatus, 1423 nucleotides. RefSeq names its product coagulation factor VII (gene F7). Gene Ontology annotation, biological process: proteolysis; blood coagulation. Gene Ontology annotation, cellular component: extracellular region. Lineage: Eukaryota; Metazoa; Chordata; Lepidosauria; Squamata; Anolidae. The record is from RefSeq and is a predicted model, not a curated record. Gene Ontology annotation, molecular function: serine-type endopeptidase activity; calcium ion binding.
CUUGCUGAAAUAUCAGUACACUAUUUGGACACAGCAUUUUAGUUUCAUCAUGGCUUCCCGUCACUUCAACAUUCUGCUUUUAGGUCUUUUGCUGGUGUAUCCGAUCUCACAGGCUGCAGUCUUCUUAAAGCACGAGGAAGCAAGCAAUGUACUACAAAGGAACAAGAGAGCCAAUUCCUUCUUUGAAGAAUUCAAAUCAGGGUCACUGGAAAGAGAAUGCCUUGAAGAGAAGUGUUCAUUCGAAGAAGCAAGGGAAAUAUUCAAGGAUGACAAAAGGACAAUGCAAUUCUGGACACACUACACAGAUCCUAAUCAGUGUGACUCCAAUCCUUGCCAGAAUGGGGGGACGUGUAGUGACCAGUUCCAGAACUACAUUUGUAUUUGUCCUAUAGAUUACGAGGGCAGAAACUGUGAAAUUGGUCCAGAAACUAAACUAAAGUGCAUUUAUGACAAUGGUGACUGUGAUCAAUACUGCGUAGACAGCCCAACUACAUUACGGCAGUGUUUUUGUGCAGAAGGGUACAGAUUGGCAAGUGACCAAAUGUCUUGCCUUCCAGAAGUUGAAUAUCCUUGUGGGAAAAUACCUGUUCUGGCCAAAAAAAAGCCAAGUCGGCAGGGAAGAAUCGUAGGUGGAUAUACUUGUCCUCCAGGUGAAUGUCCAUGGCAAGUUCUCCUAAUAGUUGAUGGGAAAGAGAAAUGUGGCGGUGUUCUGCUUUCUCCAUCCUGGGUAGUUACAGCAGCCCAUUGCUUAGUGCAUAUACACUACCAAACACUCACAAUUAGACUAGGUGAAUACAGGGUAGAUCGUGUGGAUGGAGGUGAACAAGAAAGAAGGGUGGCUCAAAUAAUCAUCCAUGAAAAUUACUCUUCAAAAAGAGUAGACAACGACAUUGCCUUAUUGCGAUUAAAUGCACCGGUUAACUUCACAGAUCACGUGGUGCCCAUCUGCUUGCCUCCACAACGGUUUACUGCAAAUAUACUUAACUAUAUUGAAUAUUCCACUGUGAGUGGAUGGGGACGUCUCUUGGAUGGUGGGGCUACUUCAGUUGCACUGAUGCAAGUGCAGGUCCCCAGAGUCCAUAAAACAGAAUGCGUUCGGCACACUAACUUCAGUAUUACGGACAACAUGUUCUGUGCAGGGUACCUUAAUGGAACAAAAGAUUCUUGUGAGGGUGACAGUGGGGGACCUCAUGUCACCGAGUACAAGGAUACCUGGUUUUUAACAGGGAUUGUGAGUUGGGGUAGGGGAUGUGCAGCACAGGGCACAUAUGGGGUUUACACAAAUGUGGUUAAAUAUAUUCCAUGGAUAAAUAAGAGUAUGGAUUCCUAAUUUCAAACAGUUCUAAGGUGUGCUUCUCUCAUAUCUCUUUGUUCAGGUUUUUUCAAGCAUUCUUAUUUAAAUUAAAGACUGUAUCUGCAUUAA